UUAACUGACCAAUAAAACCUCCCGGUUAGCGAGCCAGAUUCCAGCCAAUCAGAGAGUGGCGUUUGCCCAGCGUGAUUUGCAAGACGGCGUCUAUAAAAGACCCGUUCUUGCUGUGCAUCCUCACUCUCGAAUCAUCAUGCCUGAACCAGCCAAAUCCGCACCGAAGAAGGGAUCCAAGAAAGCCGUCACCAAGGUUGCCGGUAAGCCCGGACGUAGGAGGAAGAAGGGGAGGAAGGAAAGCUAUGCUAUCUACGUCUACAAGGUGCUCAAGCAGGUUCAUCCCGAUACUGGGAUUUCUUCCAAGGCGAUGAGCAUCAUGAACUCCUUCGUGAACGACAUCUUUGAGCGGAUUGCAUCCGAGGCAUCUCGUCUGGCGCACUACAACAAGCGCUCGACCAUCUCGUCCAGGGAGAUCCAGACCGCUGUACGCCUCUUGCUGCCUGGCGAACUGGCCAAGCAUGCCGUGUCUGAGGGGACCAAAGCUGUCACCAAAUAUACCAGCUCAAAGUAAAUUGACUAGAUCAUCACCACAAAGGCUCUUUUAAGAGCCACACACCUUUUCUUAAGGGCACCCUUUCCUUUAUGUUACUCUUAUGAAAGUCCACGCAUGUUAACGACGCUUGUGGCUAGUGGAAUGAAUUAGUAUUUGCUUCAAGACACUGCUAAACCCAAAGUAAUUAUGGCCAAUCUCGUCAUUAACUGAUUAAAGAACUGGAUUUAUCCUUAUAUUUCACUGAGUUAAUCUCAUAUUAAGAACAUUGAAAGAAUAGAAAUGUUUAUUUUCAGACUGGUGCAGUUUCGCAUGUAUUUUCAAAGCCGCGUAUGUGACACCCAAUUUGCCAUGAAAUUAGACUGAAAAUCCAGCCUAUGCCCUUUGAAAAGUAGUUGUAACUAUUGUGCACGAUGAUGCAGUGUUUCAACGUGCAAGGAAGAAGACGAAAAUGUGUUCUGAUAAUUGAAGUCCUGGAAAUCAUUUUCCAGCCAAUUCGAUAGUGACCGUUAUAAAUGAACGGAUUGCUUUAUUCUUUCCUGUAAA
Messenger RNA from Hippocampus zosterae (dwarf seahorse), 1036 nucleotides. Its product is annotated as histone H2B-like. Bases 137 to 511 code for a protein of 124 amino acids. Gene Ontology annotation, molecular function: protein heterodimerization activity; DNA binding; structural constituent of chromatin. Gene Ontology annotation, cellular component: nucleosome. Lineage: Eukaryota; Metazoa; Chordata; Actinopteri; Syngnathiformes; Syngnathidae. The record is from RefSeq and is a predicted model, not a curated record. The transcript has a single exon.